Molecule: messenger RNA, 3459 nt
Organism: Oreochromis niloticus (Nile tilapia)
Lineage: Eukaryota; Metazoa; Chordata; Actinopteri; Cichliformes; Cichlidae
Gene: hells
Product: helicase, lymphoid specific
Exons: 23
Coding region: 399-2966 (855 amino acids)
Biological process (GO): negative regulation of gene expression via chromosomal CpG island methylation; pericentric heterochromatin formation; DNA methylation-dependent constitutive heterochromatin formation
Cellular component (GO): nucleus; pericentric heterochromatin
Molecular function (GO): ATP binding; chromatin binding
Source: RefSeq, a predicted model, not a curated record
AAAUAAAAUACAAUCGUAACUUCAACGUAGCUUUUUCGCGGACGCACUUUUUGUUUGAAAGGCUGCUGUCGGAAGUACAUUUCAUAUUUCUGUCUGCUUAAUAAAAAACACGUUAUUCGGGCUGCAGAGUACUCACGUCAAACUCUUUUCGUUGAAUGUUUUUUCACGUUUUAGAGAAAGGAACAUUUUCGGACAUACUGCUCCGACAUUGCACAGCUAUCAUAAAUACAAGCAGUCAGCUAGGCUAGGUAGAGUGAGUUGUAUGACUGUUUGGAUAACUUGCUUGUGUAAUUGACGAAGCUCUGCUGUUUUGAGCAGAAACGGAACGCUUUGAAAAGCUUCACAGAAAGCUCGAAGAACCCGCAUAAUUUGGACUGUCUGCAUCGCUGCCAACAACGAUGAGUUGCCUAAAAGAAGAAACUCGAAGUGUCUCCCCUCACUGCCCCAAACCUGACGAGUCUGAGGAGCCGCUGGGCACAGCCAUUGAAACUGGUGCUACUGAAGAUGAGAGUAUGAAGUCUGAGGGAAUAACACCUGAAGUGGUGAUUACUAAGGAAAUGGAGGAAGAAGAGAAGAAGCUAAUGGAGCAAGGCGAGAGGAAAGAGAAGGAGAUGAUGAAAAAGGCCAGGGAGUCUUGGGAGAGGGACUCGCAUGACAUGCGGUUCAAGAGGCUCCAGCAUUUGCUUCAGAAGAGCAACAUCUAUUCAAAGUUUCUGCUGACAAAAAUGGAGCAACAACAGAAUGAGGAGAGACUCAGGAAGGAGAAACUUGAGAAGAAAGCCAAGAAGAAGCAAAAUGCCAACGGUGCAGAAGCUGACAGAGCAGAUAAGAAGAAAAGGAGAAGAGAUGAAGACUAUAAAAUAGCAGAUGUGAUGUCAAAAGAAGAAAUUAUGUCGCAGGCAAAGAAAGCAAAAGUGGAAGAAGUGGAAGCGGCACCUGCCCAGAAGAAACUAGAAGCUGAGGAUAUUGAGAACAUGAGCGAUUCCAACCAAGAUAUAAAGAACCGCCUGUCGGAGACGGUGCGUGACAACGCUAAGCACCUCCUGCAUCCUCAUAGGAAGGUGAACGGGCAGCCAGUUCCUGUUCAGCAACCACAGCUCUUCACUGGAGGCGUCAUGAGGUGGUACCAGAUCGAAGGCAUCGAGUGGCUGAGGAUGUUGUGGGAGAACGGCAUCAACGGGAUCCUGGCUGAUGAGAUGGGCCUGGGAAAGACCAUCCAGUGCAUCGGUCACAUUGCCAUGAUGAUAGAAAAGAAAGUGUUGGGCCCCUUCUUGGUGGUGGCUCCUCUCUCCACUCUGCCCAACUGGAUCAAUGAAUUCAAACGCUUCACACCAGAGGUGUCUGUGCUGCUUUACCAUGGCUCUCAGCUGGAGAGGACCAAGGUGCUGAAACAGAUCUGCCGGCCUCAGGGGCCUCUUAGCAUGUGUCCUGUGGUCAUCACCUCCUUUGAGAUCUCCAUGAUUGACAGAAAAUUAUUACAGCGCUUCCAGUGGAAGUACCUAAUAGUGGACGAAGGCCACAGGAUCAAAAACCUUAACUGUCGGCUGGUGCGGGAGCUGAAGAUGCUGCCCACGGACAACAAGCUGCUGCUGACAGGCACACCGCUGCAGAACAACUUGGCUGAGCUCUGGUCCCUGCUUAACUUCCUCCUGCCAGAGGUCUUUGAUGACCUCAAAAGCUUUGAGUCGUGGUUCGACAUUAACACCCUUGGUGAGGCCGACAGUAUGGUGGUUGCUGAACGUGAGCAGAACAUCCUGAGUAUGCUGCACCAGAUUCUGACUCCAUUCCUGCUGAGGAGGCUAAAGUCAGACGUGACGCUGGAGGUUCCUCCUAAAAAGGAGAUCAUUGUGUACGCUCCUCUGACAGCCAAGCAGGAGGCUUUCUAUACUGCUGUAGUCAACAAGAGCAUUGCCAAGAUGCUGGGCCAGGAAAAGACAGAGGCUCCUGUAGCCCUGACAUCCAGCGGCAGGCCGAAGCGUCGCAGCCGGAAGGUAGUGGACUACAAGGAAACGGAUACAGACACUCCAUAUGACCUGGAGAAAUAUCUGGAGAGGGUUCGCAAGGAGCUGGAGCCGAGCUUCCAUCCAGUGCUGGAUGUCCAAAGCCCGCUGGAUGCUCAGGUCAGUCUGAAGCUGCAGAACAUCCUCAUGCUGUUAAAGAGAUGCUGUAACCACCCGUAUCUGGUGGAGUACCCCCUCGACCCCGCCACAGGGGAGUUCAAGAUUGAUGAGCAGCUGGUGCAGAGCUCUGGGAAGUUUCUCAUACUGGACAGACUGCUGCCAGCACUGAAGAGAAGGGGUCAUAAGGUUCUAAUCUUCAGUCAGAUGACAUCUAUCCUGGAUAUUCUCAUGGAUUACUGCUACCUGCGGGGCUUCCAAUACAGCCGCCUGGACGGCAGCAUGUCGUAUGCUGAGAGAGACGAAAACAUGGCCAGGUUUUCCAAAGAUCCAGAGGUGUUCAUCUUCCUGUUGAGCACCCGAGCAGGAGGACUGGGAAUCAAUCUGACAGCUGCUGACACCGUCAUCAUCUUUGACAGCGACUGGAACCCACAGGCAGACCUGCAAGCUCAGGACCGCUGUCACCGCAUAGGACAGACAAAACCAGUAGUGGUGUACCGCCUGGUCACAGCCAACACCAUCGACCAGAAGAUCCUGGAGAGGGCGUCUGCCAAGAGGAAGCUGGAGCAGAUGGUCAUCCACAAGAACAAAUUUAAAGGUGGGAAGGCAGAGCUGAACCAAAAUAAAAGCUGCAUUGAUCUGGAUGAGCUGCGGGAGCUGCUCAAAGCUCGAGGCACUGAGAAGGAGGUUAAAGCUUCGAAAGGGAACGUCAUCAGUGACAAGGACCUGGAGAUUCUCCUCGAUCGCAGCGACUUGCUGGCCAAAGAAAAGGACGGCAUGAAGAAGGAGAAAAUGGGAGUCUUCAGAGUGAUCGACGCCAAAGAGUCAUCGGAGAUCACGCUGGGCUGAGAACGCUGACGCUUCACUAAAACAGCAAAGCUGCAGCCAUGUGUUGCCAUCACUUACAGCCACUGAAAACCUGAAACUGCUGUUUGUACAGUUUGACUUUGUUUUUUAUGUAAGGUGCUUCCCUGUAGUCUCAUGGAGUGAGGUUUGUUUUACUUUUGUUGUGAUGGCCCAUCUACGACUGAAGUUAACUUUUAACUUCAUCAAGAAAAACCAGAUUCUCUCCAGCUGAGCCAAUAAAACUGCCACAAGAAGCUAAUUCACGCACUUUAGUGUCACCGUGCGGAUUUUUACAGAGAAAUAUUUCACUGAAAUACUCUGCUGCUCGUUAACAAAACGGUGACAAGGUCACUGACAAGGGUUGAUUUUCUUUAAGGCCCCCUUUAAAAGCCGUUUAUCAUCAUUCCCAGUAUUGUACUUAAAACACUUUGAUGCAGCUGGAGUUGGAUAUGUUCUCAUGUCUGGAAAUAAAUAAAGAGACUGAAUGAAAAUAAAA